Melanotaenia boesemani (Boeseman's rainbowfish) is the source of this 1048-nucleotide messenger RNA. It is a transcript of the gene mphosph6, whose product is annotated as M-phase phosphoprotein 6. The coding region runs from base 178 to 663 and encodes 161 amino acids. Gene Ontology annotation, biological process: maturation of 5.8S rRNA. Lineage: Eukaryota; Metazoa; Chordata; Actinopteri; Atheriniformes; Melanotaeniidae. The record is from RefSeq and is a predicted model, not a curated record. The transcript has 5 exons.
UUCGAUUGUUUCAAACUGCUUCAACUGCAGCUGCGUGUAGUGCGUGUGCAGCCCCAGGUCGUGGUGUUAGCUUGGCGGCUAAUUCUGAAACUAACAUCCAGAAGCUUAUUUCGGUUAGUUAGUUAUUUAGGUUAGUUAGUGAUCUUGUGUCGUUAGUUAUCUGUUAACCUGUUAAAGAUGGCAGGCGACGCUGUGAAACUCUCCAAAAACCUGAUGCGUAUGAAGUUCAUGCAGAGAGGUCUGGAUGCUGAGACAAAGAAGCAGCUGGAGGAAGAUGAGAAGAAGAUCAUCAGUGAUGAACAUUGGUACCUGGACCUGCCAGAGCUCAAAGCUAAAGAGAACCUGAUCAUGGAGGAGAAGAGUUUUGGACCUUGUGAGGACCUGUUUUUUGGCCGGCUGUCAUUCAGAGGCUUUAACCCAGAAGUGGAGAAACUGAUGGCUUUGUUCAAUCCAAAAGCUGAAAAGGAGGAGGAAGAGGAGGAAGAUGUGAGGCGGAUGCAGACGGAUGUCACAGAUGAAGAGAUGGCUCUGAGGUACGAGAGUUUAGUUGGAAGCAUGAAGAAGAAGUUCGCAAAGAAGCGAGAGAGAACGUUGAUUGAGGACGUGAACGACAACGAGACGGGGACAGAGAGGAAAAGGACGUUUGUGAAGCCUCAGGACUGAAGAUAUGUGUGUGUGUGUUUUUACGGUUUGUGUGUCAGGAUUAAAGUCCAGCUGUCCUCUCUCCAUCCGGGUCCAGAUAAAUGGACCAACCCGCUUUGAUGACGAUGAUGAGACAGAUUUAAUGAUGAAGAUGGGGGUCAACAUGGAUGUCUGAGCUUCUCAUGUUCAGUCCUCUUCAUCAGACUGGAUGUAAAUGUGCAGGACUUCCUCCACAAAACCAAGGAGCCUCUCCUCUGACCCGGAAGAACUGUGGACCGGUUCACGGAGGUCCUUACAGAACCAAACAGCUCCCACGACGUUCCCAAGAUCUGUUUUUUAAUUUUUUAUUCAUAACGUUUCUGGAGAAGUUUGAACUUUUUCUAAAUAAACCAGUUUGAGGUUCUGA